Laetiporus sulphureus 93-53 is the source of this 1134-nucleotide messenger RNA. RefSeq lists its product as uncharacterized. The transcript has 4 exons. The record is from RefSeq and is a predicted model, not a curated record. Lineage: Eukaryota; Fungi; Basidiomycota; Agaricomycetes; Polyporales; Laetiporaceae. Bases 1 to 1134 code for a protein of 377 amino acids.
AUGUCUCAAGUCUACAAUCUAGACAUCGUCGGCGCAUUCUACGGGAACAUGGACGUCGCCUUCAAGGUGCGCCAGCUUUACAUCGACGCCGCCACCAGCAAUCCCAACAAUAACUCCUUCUCGAUCACGCCGAUCAACGCUCUCUUCGGCAAGGAUCCCCUCCCAGACUCCGUCAAGAUCUGUACCGUCGCACCUUUCAAGCCUCUGCCGCCUGAGCACAUCGCUCUCACAAUCAACUACGACGGUCCCGCUCUCAACCCGUUUGCGCCCACCUACACAUAUGCCGAGCUCACCCUGCUCAACGCAAGUACAACUUGGACUGUAUUUAACAGUCAGAUCGUCACUUCAGCAGCGGACGCGUUGACCGCUGCCGUCUUCGCUUAUGUACCCACUACAGCUAGCACCGAUCCUGCCCUUGCAGUCUGGUCACCCUGCCACCAGCUGCUUGGAUACGCGCUUGCAAAGACCGAAGUCGACUACGAGUUGGCCGCCUCCUGCGACUCGAGUGUGCUCCCCCUGGGCCUGACGCCCCCCUCCGCCUCCCGUCCGACUAUCCUUGCCGAGGCCGCGAAUGGGCAGAUCCUCGCCGCGAGCCUGGGCACCGCACUUGGAGACCUCGACGCAUCCAAACUUUACUUUGAGUGGGUGCCCGUGGCCAGUCUUCCUACACUGGACGCCGCGGUGCUUGCAGACCUGCUCGAUGCGUGCGCGGUAUCCACUUUCAGCAUCCUCGCCCAGCUUCGUCUGGUCGUUCCUGGAGAUCAAACUUGGCUUUUUCGGGACGGGCUCGCUCCCCAUGCUCGUGCAGAAGCUGCGUGGCGGUGGAUGAGCCUGACGAGUGACCAGCGCACGAAGCUCAACCGCACUUACCGCGAUGCAAGUCGUCUUCCGCGCGAGCGGAAGCAGCGCGCCGCUGAACCCGGGCCUACAGACAUUCAUCACCGAGGGCUUACGCUCGUCAAGGCGUUACGAACUGAGUGGACACGGAUGGUCCUUGUGAUACGAGGCGAACGAGGUGUAUUUCACAACACAUAUAUGAUGCGACGCGAUAGGAUGAGUCAAGGGAGACUGGAAAGUGUAUCGCUCAUUUGUGAUGAACGGGAUCAGUUGCGCAUGGUACUGUGCCGUGCUUAG